Messenger RNA from Colletotrichum karsti, 669 nucleotides. RefSeq lists its product as uncharacterized. Gene Ontology annotation, molecular function: DNA-binding transcription activator activity, RNA polymerase II-specific; transcription cis-regulatory region binding. The record is from RefSeq and is a predicted model, not a curated record. Gene Ontology annotation, cellular component: RNA polymerase II transcription regulator complex. NCBI's taxonomy places the organism in Eukaryota, Fungi, Ascomycota, Sordariomycetes, Glomerellales, Glomerellaceae. Bases 1 to 669 code for a protein of 222 amino acids. The transcript is spliced from 3 exons.
AUGAACGCCACAUCACCGGAGAUUCCUCCAUACACAAUGGCUUCAGGAUUCCCGUCUGUGGGUCCCGACAACACAGCAUACGACCUCAUUGCCUCUCAGUUUGCCGCGCGUAUCGUAUCAAAUGAGAACGGCUACUGCACCCCGUCAUCCUUUUGGUCAGGCCCUCCAAGCCCGACAUCAAGCGUCGAUACCAACAAACAUGAGGCCGGCGACUCCCACGAUGAGUGUAGCCACUCUUCAACAAGUGCUGGAGAAAGUCUCGCCGAUAAAGUAUCCUCAAAAGGCAGACGCUCCAACAGAUACAAAAACUGCAGCGAGACCGUGCUCUCGAAACGGCGUGCCCAGAACCGCGCCAACCAGCGCGCCUACCGCAAGAGAAAGGAGCAACGACUGGAGGAGCUCCAGCACCAGAUCGACGACAUGGCGCAGAAGAACGACGCCCUCUGCUGCGCGUACAGGCUCCUGGCGAACGAAUGCUGUCGCCUCCGCGCCGGGCAGAUGUGCGAGCAGUCGGCCGCGACCUGGAACAUGAACGGCGGCGACCUGAUUCUCGACGCGGCUGCCCUCGACGCCUACCGCCCCAACCCCAUCCCGAUCUCAAGUCCGAUCGAAGAGUCAUACCUCGACUAUCCCGCGACUCCCGACAAAUUGUGGAGCCCCUAUCCGUGA